Messenger RNA from Penaeus monodon (black tiger shrimp), 3313 nucleotides. It is a transcript of the gene Ets65A, whose product is annotated as transcriptional regulator ERG homolog. Gene Ontology annotation, molecular function: sequence-specific DNA binding; DNA-binding transcription factor activity, RNA polymerase II-specific. The coding region runs from base 490 to 1311 and encodes 273 amino acids. The transcript is spliced from 7 exons. The record is from RefSeq and is a predicted model, not a curated record. Gene Ontology annotation, biological process: cell differentiation; regulation of transcription by RNA polymerase II. Lineage: Eukaryota; Metazoa; Arthropoda; Malacostraca; Decapoda; Penaeidae. Gene Ontology annotation, cellular component: nucleus.
GCACCCAGAAGCACAGCACAACCGGUCCUCAGCAUCCACAUCCGAACCGGUUAUACGCCUCCAGCCUGAAAAAAGAGGGACGAGUCCUGGCGAGCGCCCCGCAAGAAACGCUCUCCUUCCUGGCUGCUCAGAACAAGUUGGCGCUUUCCUUCGAUUGGUUCUGCCUUUGCUACUUGUGAUCUCGAGUUGUGUUGUGUGCUGCUUGGUACUCGAGUGUGAAUACUUGACGGAUAGAUAUUUUUUUUUAUAAUUCCAAUAUAAAAACCCGCAUGAUCGAUCUCAGACAAAUAACACGUGAAAAAAACAUGGUGUGAUACCUGGAAGUGAACAGUAGCUUAUUGGUCGAAAGCAUCUCAAUUAAUACGGCAGCGAAAGGGCGUUCUCACGGCAAAAGCGAGGCAGUCAAUGCCCCUUGCGACCGCCCGCCGAUGACCUAGGGUGACACCGGCACACUUAACCGAGGGAACGACCGCUGCCGCCCGCGCACCGAUGACAAUGCUGGACCUCAAGACUUCGACCCCCGAUUAUCUGCCGAGGACGGGCCCGCUGUCCAACUUUUCCAUGCUCUUCACCGGUAAUUAUAUAGACCCGAGUUACAAGUCAGCGUGGGGUUCGCCAGCCUCACCAGCCUCACAGACCCAAGGGUACCCUCACAACACACUCGGAAUGACCAAGUCUUCCCUGGAUGCGCACAGCCCUCACCUCCGCCAACCAGACCCCUACCAGAUGUUUGGUCCGACCAGCAGCCGCUUGGCCAGCUCAGGUUCGGGGCAGAUCCAGCUCUGGCAGUUCCUCCUGGAGCUCCUGUCCGAUUCCUCGAACGCCAACUGCAUCACCUGGGAGGGCACGAACGGCGAAUUCAAGCUCACCGAUCCGGACGAGGUGGCCAGGCGAUGGGGCGAGAGGAAGUCGAAGCCAAACAUGAACUACGACAAGCUGUCCCGGGCACUCAGAUACUACUACGACAAGAACAUCAUGACGAAGGUGCACGGGAAGCGCUACGCCUACAAGUUCGACUUCCAGGGCCUGGCCGCGGCCACCCAGCCCGCCGGCGCAGACCCCACAGCAUACAAAUACCAGAGCGACCUCUUCAUGUCCUCCUACCACCCCACCACCAAGCUCAACUUCAUGAGCACACACACAGGCAUACCCUCCUCCACAGCGAGCAUAUUCCCUUCGCCGACGUCGUACUGGACCAACCCCGGCGCGAACCUCUACUCCAACAUCGCUGCUGCUUCGGGACAUUCCAUGACGCAUCAUCCAUCCCACAUGACGUCACACAUCUCUUCAGCCUAUCCGCAUUACGCAUGACAGUCUCUCUUCUCCAAUUGGUGCACGCAACAGUCACGUGACUCCGUCUCGCUUCCUGAUUGGUCCUCCACCUUUCAGCAGGUAACCAGUUUGGAGGAUCAGUGAAAAAAAAUCCAUCAGUGAACAAAAUCUUAAAGUGUUAGAUUAUAUGUAAGUUUCACUGAUGAAUAAGAACUUGUGGAGACGAACAUGCUAAAGUAAUGCAACAACAUUAAAAAUGUAAAUGUCCAAAGACUAAAUAUUUCUAUAUAUGACAAGACACCAGCGUCAUGCAUAGUGAGUGGUGCCGUUGCCGUGCAAGUCCCUUCUUGGUUCGUGGCGUCCUGUCGGCAGGGAGCGCGGGCAGGUGUUCCCACUGCGGUGCGGAAAGCCGCCCUCCGCCACGGAAGGGCGAGAGCCAGAGGGUCGCCUUGCGCAUAUCACCCGAGCCGCCCGCGACCAGAGGAGCUGGCUCGGGGCCCUGACGGUGGCACGGCAGACCUCCAAGAGUGAAACAGGAACAGACUCACGCGAGGCCAGAAACAGAACCAAAGAAUUACAUUCCACGGGGCUGCUGUGAUGACUCCUAUGGGAUCCUGUGGGAAGUAAGCUUAGCUGCAGCUCCGUGCCAGUUUUACUCGUCUAGUCCCGCCCUCUAGUCUAACGUGGGCAAAUAUCAUCCCACUUCAUAAGUGAUAUCCAUUGUAUAUGUAGUCGUGAUCUAGUCCAGUUACCCUUGGUGUAUGUUGGCCCAUCAGCCAUUUCAUGUGAAUUGGUCAGGUGCCGACAGCAGGAACUGUUGCGGCUCGAUGAGACCUCUCCGGGCCCUCCGGCCGCCUGCCGGACGCCCUCGCAGAGAGGAAUGACGUCAUGGUGUGUGUGACCCGACCGAUGAUCUUAUCGUGGCGGCACUCCUGCGCCACGCUCACGCGGGCCUUCGCCGGGGCCGGGAGCCGAAGCGCGAAGUCUUCGAGCGAAAGAACGACUGUACAUAGAGCGCUCGCAGGUCCCCGCCAGGCCCCGGCCGCCGCGGAAAGGCUGGCCAGAACCCGGGUCCACGUGGACGAGCCAGCCGGGCCGACGGGUCUCCGCGCCGCCCGAAUUCAGAGAGCCUCGUCGCCGCCGCCCGACUCCUGUCGGCUGCGAGAGGAAGAGUCGAGCCCAGUAUCUUAGAAAUGUUUUUUAAUCUUCCAGUACUUAAAGGGGGAGCUUUCUCCGGGUGCCCCCUCGAGCAAGUUGUAAAUAUGUGUAAAUAAUGGAUUGAUAAUGACUAGGUGUAGAAGUUCGGACCCCGUUAUUGUGAUGAAUUAUACCAUUGUCGGCUUUGUUUACACUGUACCUGUGACGUCACGCCGCCACAUUCGAGACCUGACUCGGAUGUGCUGUACCUAACCUCCUGUAAAUCGUCCCUUGAAUAUUGUUUUUCUAGUCUGUGAAACCUUUUCUGUAAAUCUGAAGAAUUAAAGAGAAGAAAAUAGGAAUUCUGUUCAGAAGAAAACAUACCGGAAAUCAUAUAAACUGGCACAUAAACUUCACACGAAAAUCCUGACUCUGAACCCCUAUUUAUAUCCUACUUUUAUGUAGAUGCUUAAGAGAACACCUCAACAGUCCACAUUCUCAAGUCACAAGUCUUCUAUAUUUUUAGGUGAUCUUUCACGUCAAAUCUCAGCAAACUGCAGCGAAGCGAGAAUACGGGACUGUUCAGCUGUGAUCCUAACCUGGAAACUUGUUUGUCGAUACUAGCCAAAGGAUCCAUUUCCAAAGAUGUCAUAUUUUCAUAUUAAACCAGAGAUUUUCCGAACAAGGGAUGUCAAAGUCCUUUCCCUGGAGAUGCCGACGUUUAUAAUGUACAAACCUCUUAUUUUAUGUAGGUAGUUUCGCCUGUCAGUGUUCCCCAUAGAGUGUGCUGGAUAUCGCUAAUGAUUUAUUCAUACAUAAUAAAUUCUCAUUUCCAUGGUGUUCAUGCCCUUGUUGUGUUGAAAUGAAUGUUUACAUAAAACGAAAUAAAAUGUACAUAUCCAAA